AUGGCACCUGCCGACCAGAAGCCGACCGCCAUAGUCGUUGGCGCAGGAGUUGGCGGCGUAGCAACAGCUGCCCGACUCUCCAAGGCCGGUUAUUCCGUGACCGUUCUCGAGAAGAACAGCUUCACAGGCGGCCGUUGUAGUCUCAUCAACCGCUCGGGUUAUCGAUUCGACCAAGGCCCCUCCCUCCUCCUUCUUCCCAAGCUCUUCCAAGAAACCUUCCAUGACCUCUCCACCUCCCUGGAGGCCGAAGACGUACACCUACUGAAAUGCGACCCAAAUUACAACCUAUGGUUUGGAGACGGCGAACGCUUCGAGCUGAGCUCCGAUACGGCUGUCAUGAAGCGCGAGAUUGAGAAGUGGGAGGGCAAGGAUGGUUUCGAGAGGUAUCUGGCUUGGUUGGCCGAGGCGCAUAGGCACUAUGAAAUCAGUGUGAAGGAGGUGCUGCAUAGGAACUUCACGUCCGUGUUUAAUCUGCUGAGGCCGAGCUUCUUGAGACACCUUGUGGCACUGCACCCGUUCGAGAGUAUAUAUUCAAGGGCAGCAAAGUACUUCUGGACGGAAAGACUGAGGAGGGUAUUUACGUUUGGAAGUAUGUAUAUGGGUAUGAGUCCGUUUGAUGCACCAGGGACCUAUUCUUUGCUACAAUAUACGGAGUUGGCAGAAGGGAUUUGGUAUCCGGUUGGAGGAUUCCAUGUCGUUGUUGCUGCGCUGGUCAGAAUCUGUGAGAGGUUUGGAGUCAAUAUUCGACUUAACGUUGCUGUGUCGUCCAUUCUCACAUCACCAAACGGAAAGGAAGUCACGGGCGUCCAGCUCUCAACAGGCGAACAGCUCUCAGCAGACCUAGUAGUUAUAAAUGCAGAUCUGGUCUACGCCUACAACAACCUCUUCCCAAACUCCUCCCCAAGCUACGCCAAUUCGCUCCAAAAAAGAGACGGCUCGUGUAGCUCCAUAUCCUUCUACUGGUCCCUUUCCCAGACCAUUCCGGAGCUCAAAACUCACAACAUCUUCCUCGCCGACGAAUACCGCGAAUCCUUCGACUCAAUAUUCGAGAGACAAGGCAUCCCAGAUGAACCCUCAUUCUACGUCAACGUCCCCUCGCGAGUUGAUCCCACCGCAGCUCCAGCCGGAAAAGAUGCUAUCGUUGUCCUCGUCCCUGUCGGCCAUCUCCUCAACUCCGCUACCUCGAACAUCGACAAAGCAACUUAUGGAACAGGUCUUCUUCCCGAACAAGACUGGGAUACUAUCGUCUCCUCUGCACGCAGAACUAUAAUUUCAACAAUUGAGACCCGGACGGGCUGUGCCUCUCUCGGACCUCUAAUUAUCCACGAAGAGCUCAACACGCCUAUAAGCUGGGAGUCAACGUUCAAUCUCGACAAGGGCUCUAUUCUAGGCCUCUCGCACUCGUUCUUCAAUGUCUUAGCUUUCAGACCGAAAACCAAACAUCCCAACAUCUCAGGCGUAUAUUUUGUUGGCGCUUCCACCCACCCGGGGACUGGCGUGCCGAUCGUACUUGCUGGAGCGAAGGUUACAACUGAGCAGAUAUUAAAUGACAGAGGAAAAGUUGUCCCGUGGGAGAAUCAAGCUAGGCAGAUACGAGAUCACGGCGCGGUUCAGGGGAAAGGCACAAGUCCAUUGGAUGUGUUGAGGCGGAGGGAGGGCGCGGUAUUUCUGAGCGACAUGGGAAUUCUUACACUGGCAGCACUGGUGUUGGCCUUGGUUCUGGCAUAUGUCAACAGCGGUUUGAGUGUGACUUGGGACUGGGAAGGCAAGAAGGGUUGGGGCACCGGUAGGGUUUAA
Molecule: messenger RNA, 1797 nt
Organism: Cadophora gregata
Lineage: Eukaryota; Fungi; Ascomycota; Leotiomycetes; Helotiales; Ploettnerulaceae
Product: ATP-binding cassette transporter CGR1
Exons: 2
Coding region: 1-1797 (598 amino acids)
Biological process (GO): carotenoid biosynthetic process
Molecular function (GO): oxidoreductase activity
Source: RefSeq, a predicted model, not a curated record